Molecule: messenger RNA, 1142 nt
Organism: Phacochoerus africanus (Common warthog)
Lineage: Eukaryota; Metazoa; Chordata; Mammalia; Artiodactyla; Suidae
Gene: CLDN14
Product: claudin 14
Exons: 1
Coding region: 134-853 (239 amino acids)
Biological process (GO): cell adhesion; bicellular tight junction assembly
Cellular component (GO): plasma membrane; bicellular tight junction
Molecular function (GO): structural molecule activity
Source: RefSeq, a predicted model, not a curated record
GCAGAAAUAAAUGCACCCGGAUAAUCUUUAACUCCUUUCCUCCCCCCUCUCCCCCUGCCCUGCCCCGCCUCCCCGGUUCAUUAGGACUCCCGCGGGCGCCUGAGCCAGCGCCGCCACCGCCGCCGUCAAGGCCAUGGCCAGCACAGCCGUGCAGCUCCUGGGCUUCCUGCUCAGCUUCCUGGGCCUGGUGGGCACGCUCCUCACCACCCUCCUGCCGCACUGGCGCCGAACGGCGCACGUGGGCACCAACAUCCUGACGGCCGUGUCCUACCUGAAGGGCCUGUGGAUGGAGUGCGUGUGGCACAGCACCGGCAUCUACCAGUGCCAGAUCUACCGCUCGCUGCUGGCGCUGCCCCGCGACCUGCAGGCGGCCCGCGCGCUCAUGGUCAUCUCCUGCCUGCUGUCGGGCGUGGCCUGCGCCUGCGCCGUGGUGGGCAUGAAGUGCACGCGCUGCGCCAAGGGCACCCCGGCCAAGGCCACGUUCGCCGUGCUGGGCGGCGUGCUCUUCCUGCUGGCCGGCCUGCUCUGCCUGGUGGCGGUCUCCUGGACCACCAACGACGUGGUGCAGAACUUCUACAACCCGCUGCUGCCCAGCGGCAUGAAGUUCGAGAUCGGGCAGGCCCUGUACCUGGGCUUCAUCUCCUCGUCCCUGUCGCUCAUCGGCGGCACUCUGCUCUGCCUGUCCUGCCAGGACGAGCCGCCUUCCAGGCCCUACCAGGCCCAGCCCCGGGCUGGCACGGCCACCGCGCCCACCGCGCCCGCCUACCGGCCACCCGACGCCUACAAGGACAAUCGGGCCCCCUCGGCCAUCUCGGCCUCGUACAGCGGGUACAGGCUGAACGACUAUGUGUGAGUCGCCGGGACCUGUCCCUGCCUGGGCCCAGAGAGGUGCUGGGACCGGGCCCGCCUGCGGACUGCUUCAAGGUUCCCACACCGAGUUCACUUCUGGGCUGCUUUGGGGUCCGAAGGAAUGAUGGGAGCCUGAGGACAUGGGCUUAGAACGCUGGGCAGGAGGGGAAAUGAGAAGAGAAGAGCACUAUAUACCAAAGACUUUAAAAGAUCCUUUCUGUUUUUGUAUUUAUUAUAUAUAUUUAUGUGGGUGACUUAGUGGCCGCUGAAUAAAAAGCCAUUUGGGAGUUUGG